This is a messenger RNA of Medicago truncatula (barrel medic), 2493 nucleotides long. RefSeq lists its product as uncharacterized. The transcript is spliced from 7 exons. Gene Ontology annotation, cellular component: membrane. Lineage: Eukaryota; Viridiplantae; Streptophyta; Magnoliopsida; Fabales; Fabaceae. Bases 68 to 2299 code for a protein of 743 amino acids. Gene Ontology annotation, molecular function: protein binding. The record is from RefSeq and is a predicted model, not a curated record.
UAUAAAUAUAGCGGCAAUUGAUAAAUAAUGAUACAUUAGCAUCAAGAACAAUUUCAUUUUUGCCACCAUGACUGCUAUUGUUGAUAGUGAUAACAUAUUACUCAACAUUUCAUCCGAUGAAAUUAACGAUUUUAUAAGUGAGUACACAUUGGAAGGUAAAUGGGAUAGUGUAAUAAGGUUGUACAAUAAAUUUCCAGAACAAGCUCACACAGCAAUUAUCUCUGAUUCAGCUGGCACUGCAUUACAUGUAGCCAUAGAUUUAGACGAAGAAUUUUUUGUCGAAAAGCUUGUGCAUGCAAUUUUAAUGCAUAAUAAUUUGGAGGCAUUGGAAAUUGGGAAUGAACAUGGAGACACACCAUUGCAUUUUGCAGCAUCAAGGGGUUUUGCAAGAAUAUGUAAGUGUAUAAUUGGUAGUGAGAAUGAGAGGAUAUAUUUGUUGAGUUGUAAAAAUAAAAAUGGCGAGACACCUUUUUUUCAAGCUGCUGUUAAUUGGAGAAAACAAGCUUUUGCUUAUCUUGCUCAUAUUUCCAAAGGGAUGGUCAAUUUGCAAGAACUUCUUGUGCGAAAUGAUGGUGAUAGUGUUCUUCACACUGCUAUCCAGGGAGAACAUUUCGAUUUAGCUGUGAUAAUAGCAAAUUACUAUGCUUUCCUUAGCACACAUCAGAACGAAGAGGUAUCCACUCCUCUGUAUCUCCUUGCUAAUAAGCCUUCAGCUUUCAAAAGUUCUAGCAGCCUACCAUGGUAUAAACGAAUCCUAUACUACAGCAUACAUGUGGAACCAGUGGAUGCUGAAAGAACAAUGUGGUCAAUAUUGAGAGAGAUGGAGGCUCCUCAGAUCUGGAUCCAAACAUUCGGAUUCCCAUCUAAUUAUAUCACUUUGUGUGAUUUUUAUCAAGGGUUAAUUGUCAUUCUAUCUGGAAAAUGGUUUAAAAAAAAGAAACAACACGACAUAGAAGACCCAUCAAAUGACAAUCGUCGUCCUUUUAAUUCUGAGAAUAAUCUGGAAGGAGUUUUGCCACCAAAUUACAAAACCUUUCGCCUAUUUGUCAGAUGUAUAUCUGAACUCACUCUUAGACUUUUUGGAGAUUUAAAGCACAUAAAGAUUGCAAAGAACAAUCACAUAUGGAGUAGUCAGCUGUUGAAGGCACUAUUGAAGAAUGCAGCAUUAACGAAGAGGAACUAUUUGGAUCCUGUAUAUAUGUUGACAGUUGGAACAAGCAGGAUGAUUGAAGAAAAAAGUGAACGAGACAAAAUGGCAUAUGUGAAGGAGAAGGCACCAAUUUUGGUUGCAGCUAGAAAUGGCAUAUAUGAAAUGGUGAAAGAAAUUCUAAUCGAAGCACCAACUGCCCUCCGUAGUACUAACUCAAGCAAACAAAAUGUAUUGCUUGUUGCAGUAGAAUACAGGAAAAUCCUAGUUGUUAAGACUUUGAGAAAGAUUCUGGAAUCAAAACAUUGGAAUAGCGCCUCUUCAAAACAAGAAAAACUUUGGAAUAGCGCCUCUUCAAAAAGAGAAGAAAUUUUGAAUAGCGCCUCUUCAAAAAAAGAAAAACUUUGGAAUAGCUUGGUUCUUGCAAAGGAUGAUAAGCAGAAUACAAUAUUGCAUUUGGCAGCAGAGGCACAAGCUGUUGAUAAACCUGGACAGAAUAUUGCUAGGUCUGCAUUACAAAUGAUGUGGGAUAUGAAAUGGUUUCAGUAUAUCAAAAGCCUUGUGCCAGAACACUUACAUUUGACAAGCAACAACAAAGGCAAAACAGCUGAAAAUAUCUUCAAGGAAUCACAUGAAGGUCUUAUAAAAGACAGCAAUGAAUGGCUAAAAAACACAGCAGAUUCCUGCUCGGUUGUAGCCGCGCUUGUCGCUGGUGCUUCCUUCACCACAACAAGUGCAGUACCUGGCGGAACAACUGAGGGUAGACCAGUAUUAGAAGGCAAUCCUGCAUUCAAUGUCUUCCUCUUUGCUUCGCUUAGUGGCCUUUGUUUCUCUUUCACCGCACUCAUCAUGUUCCUUUUUGUUCUCACAUCUCAAAAACGAGCAAAAGAUUUUCGCAGGGAUUUGCCACUGAAACUUUAUAUCGGGCUAAUUUCACUUUUUGUGUCGAUUGCUUCUAUGAUUGUUUCGUUCUGCACUGGCUACUUUUUUCUGCUUAGCCACAAAUUUAAGUUGAUUUUGUUCUCAAUUUCUGCAGCAGCUUGUUUGCCUGUGGUUUUCUAUGGUGCUGCGCAAAUUCCUCUGUACCAUUAUCUUCUAACAGCUAUUUUCACUAAGAUACCAAGGGCAAUUGAUGACGUUGACAUUUUUUAAGAACCUCUAUAUCACUAUUUGGAAUAAUCAAUGUGGUGUUGGAUAUAUUCAUUUGUAAUAUGUAAUGCUUUUAAUUAUUUUUCUUCUUUGGCUGGUUAUGUGUGUUGAAGUUGAGAUCAUUUGGCAUACUUCUAGAUAAACUUUUGAUAUAAACAUGAUGCUUCGAAAUGUAAUAAUAUCUUUUAUGUAACUGA